GAAUAAGCGAAUAAGGAUAGAAAUCCUCCAAUACAGUGACACGUUAGGGAUCUGUCAGAGGCUGAAUUAAAAGGCGACUGAGGGGUUUUAGCGAUAAGGAUAUCCAGUGGUGGCGUUGGAGAAAUUGAUGAAAUUAUCCGGAAAAUAAUAAAAAUUGAUCGAAUUUAUUUCGUUACCAAGUGAUAUAAAGUGUGUGUGGUGAGGUAGUGGGGCUGCAUAUGAGAAUGAUGGCCGCCACCAAUGAGGAAACGAGUGUUAUGGAGCCAUCGAGAAUAAAUUCAGGACAAAAUCAGCCCAGUGACAGACUCAAGAUGCUUUAUCCAAUGGUCAAUGAGGAAGAGACACCUCUGCCGAGGUCAUGGAGUCCAAAGGACAAAUUCAACUACAUUGGAUUAUCGCAAAAUAAUCUUCGCGUUCAUUACAAAGGUUACGGUAAAACACAUAAAGAUGCUGCCAGUGUUCGUACGACACAUUCGAUACCAGCUGCCUGUGGCCUCUACUACUUCGAAGUGAAAAUAGUGAGCAAGGGUCGCGACGGCUACAUGGGAAUUGGUCUGUCAGCUCAUGGUGUCAACGUUAAUCGAUUACCAGGCUGGGACAAACACUCGUACGGAUAUCACGGUGACGACGGACACAGUUUCUGUUCAUCUGGCACCGGUCAGCCUUAUGGGCCAACAUUCACUACCGGCGAUGUCAUUGGCUGCGGUGUUAAUCUGGUUGACAACACAGCCUUUUACACGAAGAAUGGCCAUCACUUAGGCGUCGCAUUCACAGAUCUACCCCCAAAUUUGUAUCCAACUGUGGGUCUCCAGACACCAGGCGAAGUUGUCGAUGCCAAUUUCGGCCAAACUCCAUUCGUAUUCGAUAUUGGAGACAUGAUUAAUGAGCUACGAGUUCGCACGAGAUUGCAAAUUAUCAAUUAUCCAACGCCAGAUCAUGGACAGGGUCAGUGGCAAGCCGUUCUUCACAAAAUGGUAUCUACGUACCUUGUCCAUCAUGGCUAUUGCGAUACUGCCGAGGCGUUUGCCAACAGUACGGGACAAGAAUUUGAAGAGGAUUUCAACUCCAUUAAGAAUAGGCAAAGAAUCUUGAAGCUUGUUUUAGCCGGUAGAAUGGGCGAAGCAAUAGAUUUAACUAGCCGAUUAUAUCCAGGACUUCUCGAACGCGAUCCAAAUUUAAUGUUCGCCCUAAAAUGCCGUCAAUUUGUUGAAAUGGUAAAUGGCAGUGAUUCAGAGGUUUAUCAGAGCAAUAGUGAAAAUCAGACGAGUGUUAUACAAUCAACCAAGACGUACAUAAAAUCAUCAACGAACAGAAAUAUCGAUGAGAUGAAUUUAAAUAAUACUAUUAAUGGUGCUGGUGAAUCGCAAUUUAUCAACGGUCAAAUGGAGGAGGAUGUAGAUAUGGAGGAGAAUACAACGACUAACGCUAAUGGCAUUAAAAAUGCAAAUGGAUAUCAGAAUGGUAAUCCAAAUGCCAAUGGUUACAGAUGCCAAAAUGGUGAAGACAUUGACAUGGAAAUAGAUAGUGCCAAUCAAACACAGCAAAAUGGCAAUUCCAGUAAUCCCCAAGUGUCAGUGGGAAAAUGUAUAAAGAAGCAAUUGUGCGGUGGUAAUAAGCAGGCAAUCGAAAAAAUGCUUGACUUUGGCCGACAAUUGUAUUCACAAUCAAUACACCUCAGACAACAGUACGGAAAAAAUGAGUCCAAUAAAAAAAUGCUCCAAGAUGCAUUCAGCUUAUUGGCUUACUCGAAUCCAUGGAACUCACCAGUUGGAUGGCAACUAGAUCCUCAGGAAAGGGAAACAGUCUGUGCUAGACUCAAUUCAGCAAUUCUUGAGUCAACGAAUCUUCCUCGACGGCCACCACUAGAGGUUGCAAUAUCACAUGCCAAAGAGUUGGUACGUUUGAUGUCUAGUGCUGGCUUGGGUGCUUGUGGCUUUGCAGUAGUCGACAAUAUUAUUCAAUAUUGACGGUGCCUGCCUCUGCCACCACGACCACCCCUGCUACCUGCUCGUGUGUGGAGGAUCUUUUAAUAGGUGGAGAGGAAUCGUGGAGCAGACUAUUCAUUGUUAAUCCAACAACUUCGUGAUGUAGCGCGCGUGCCUCCAACUGGAAAGAAAAUCAUUACAAUAUUAACGAGCCCAAUACAUACAUGAUGAAAAAUUAUAAUAUUAAUAAUUAUAAUGAAAAUAAUUGUAAGGUGAUUCAAAUUUUUGUCAGUGAUAUGCACGGAACGAUCUCACGCCCCAAUUACAAGAGAUUGUGAAACAAUUGAAAUUUCCAGUGGAAAAAUUACUAUACGUAAAUAAAAACAUUAUUAUUCGAAAAAAUAGACAAAUGGUAAACGCUCAGGCCUGCCAACCAAAAUGAUACUCCAUGUUCCCUAACGAAAAAUUGAUAUAAUGAUGAGUUUGAGGAUAAAUUGAGCAAACAGGGGUGAAUUUGGUAUUUGCGGAUUCAGAUGUCAUUCGAUCCCCAUUUUACAGAAAUGUCUCACUUGCAUCUCGUUUACUUCGAGUCAAUCACAAAAAUUCAACAACAAUUCCUCUUCAGUUGUUAAUAAUGAAGAUGAAAUGUUAUCUUUGGGGGAACAAGAUUCUAGAAACUUCAUUGUCGUAGUCAUCAAAUCAAACUUUCUGUUGUUAUAUGAUACUAUUAAUUAUUAGAUAACCAGCAACUGAGGAAUGGUGAAAAAUUAAACAAAAAAUGAUAAAAACUUAAUUAAGAAACGAUCUUGUACUCUACAAUAAGUCAUUGUUUUUUAUAUGCGAACAUAGUAUAUUAAAUUAUAUAUUAUUGAAGAAAGAAAAAUUGUAAUAAUAAUAAUAACAUGAUGACGAACAGUUGUUGCAGCUGGGCAUAAGUGUGCGUAUAAAUCAAUUUAGAAUCUUUAAUCACUGAGAAUAAGAAUUUAGGUUUAAAUAAAUUAUAGAGAGGGAGAGAAAAUUAAAAAAAAAACUGGAUUAUAAAAAAAGCAAAAAAAUGAGCGUUAUUAUGUUUUAUGUACCUUAGAUAGGAGCUAAUAAUAUAGCAGUGAUUUUAACAGGACGAUUAUUUGAUUUUGUAUUUUUCAAUUUCUUUCAUUAUUUCACAACUGCAUUAGCGAGAAAAUUUGACAUUUGAAAUAAAAUGAGAAAAACAAGCUGACUGCCUCUGCUGUGGCUGAAUUCGAAAUCCGCUAGAUCAUCCCUUUAUUUCAAUAUUUUUUGUUCGUCUCCUGGAUUUUUCUGAUUUGAUUUUUCCAAUUUUUACUUGUUCUUUUAUUAUUCAAAUAUUUUUUUGAUGGUUUCGUGUAUUGAAAACUGCCUCAAGGUCUGAGGUUUAUUUAUAAGAAAAAAAAUGGCGGCCUAGUCGAGCAGCAGCUUCAGAUCCUCUCCAGUCAGUCUGACGGAUUAGAUAACAGCAAUUGAAAAGAAAAAUAUUGUAUUUGGCAAAGGAAAUAUUUGGUGAGGAGAAUAUAAAGUGAAGGCUCGAGAAUGGUUGAUCAUCCAGCUAUUUUCAUGGCGUUUUAUACCAUUUAUAUGGCUUGGAUGUUUAAAACUGAUUGGAUGAAUGGAGAAAGAGAUAUCAUCGGACCCAGACCCAGAAGGGGGCCGACGUGGAAACCAAGGGAGCUUGUGAAGAAAAAAACCGACUCUUAGGGAAAAAUACUUCCGAGAAAGUGCGAAUUUCGAUCCAUAUUUCGAGUUGUUCUCCCCCCAGUGUUGGAAGUGAAUCAACUCCAAACAUACAUCGGGAUUAUUUGCAUAUAUCAAUGAUUUAUUCAGUAAAAUGUCGAAACACUAAGUUUCUCUGUAAUUCAUGCUAAGAAAUAAAAAUUAUUGAAAAGUAAAAAUUUC
This is a messenger RNA of Diachasma alloeum, 3836 nucleotides long. RefSeq names its product ran-binding protein 9 (gene RanBPM). Gene Ontology annotation, biological process: cytoskeleton organization; cell surface receptor signaling pathway. The record is from RefSeq and is a predicted model, not a curated record. Gene Ontology annotation, molecular function: protein binding. NCBI's taxonomy places the organism in Eukaryota, Metazoa, Arthropoda, Insecta, Hymenoptera, Braconidae. The transcript is spliced from 9 exons. Bases 219 to 1967 code for a protein of 582 amino acids. Gene Ontology annotation, cellular component: cytoplasm.